Schistosoma turkestanicum is the source of this 2811-nucleotide messenger RNA. The record is from the annotation of a GenBank genome assembly. Lineage: Eukaryota; Metazoa; Platyhelminthes; Trematoda; Strigeidida; Schistosomatidae.
GGAAUUCUAAAACAGAUGAACAGGCGCGGCUUGUGAACCCUAUGUGGAAGACAUAUGGGCGUCCUCGUAAGGCGGUUUUGUGUAAUUAGCAAUAUUUUGGCUGUGUUCGAAGUCGAUUGGAUCGUUAUUUCUCAAGACAGUUGCUGACUGAUUCCUCUUGUCAGUACUUUCAUCAAUAUUUACAAAUCAAAGCUAUAACGUGGACGUAUACUUCAUGGUUAUGAAAGAUACACUCAGUAGAGUUGGGAAAACUUGAUUCCUUACGUGUGGUACACAUCAUCUUCUUGACCUUAAGAAAAACAUUGGCAUACGAAUCUAUUGUUGGUCUCCGACUAUCAUGGAACUGCAUAUCUUAACCUUGCUUCACCGCCUUGUGGAUUCAUAACUUGGGCCUAAGGCUUGGGGACUGACCCCUUCAAAAAACCACAUGCUUCGGUUGGGGUGUACAAGCAGUAUCCAAGCCCAUUCAUAAAUUCAUUAGUUUAGACAUGUUUUACAAUCUCCUGUCUCCGCUCAGCUCAAUUCCUUUGUUCUGCAUUUGUCAUCGCAAAUAGAAAAAGCAUGUCAACCUGAUUCCACAUUCUCAAGAUUCCUGUUUUCCACUCAUCGGACACUAUUAACUAAUCUGUUUUUGUGUCGUCACUCAGGAAUAUUAAUCGUUCGUCGCCUACGUGACAAAUAUUUUAGCUUACGCUCAAACGUAAAAACAGAUUCUCGAUUGUUUGUAACUCAAAAAGUCUUACUUGGAGGGUCUUUAAUUUCAUUUGCUCAAGAUAAAAUUACAGAUGAAGAGGUUCUGAUUACCUUAAAAAGUUUUUCGAUAAAUGGCAACUCAAAUAAUUCGAACAAAAGUAGCCCAUUUGUUGUGGAAAAUGAAGCUAGAGUAGAGGAUUCUCAUUCAUUGGUUGUCGAAGAUUGUACACAAAAUGAGCUCUUUGAAUCAUGGGAUCCACCAUUGACUUUAAUGAUACGGGAGUUACGUGAAACAUAUUUGAAGCGAAUAUCGACAUUUUCACGACCUACUUUAAAGCCAGCUCUUAUCAAUGAUGCUUGUAUAUCUGCUGGUGAUGCAGAUUCUCCUGUAAAUGAAACUUCAAGCGAAGAUCGCUCUACUGCAUCUCUUUUAUCCUUGUUUACGGAUUUAAAUAUUCAACCAGAUGGUACGGGUUUUGUUGAUGAGUCAUGGGAACUUGUCUAUGACCGGAAAAAUAUGCACGUUUGGCGUAGACCACUAAUGGUAUCUGAAGUCAAUAAUGGACUUAACCCUUCAAAGUCGAAUACGAAGUACGAAUACCGAGUUUGUGGACAAUUUUGUGAUAUAUCAGCUUCAUCAUUUUUGGAAGUACAACUCAAUUUGGAUUAUCGACAAAAAUGGGAUGAUAAGAUUGUAGAAUUGCAUAGUAUUACACCGAAUAAUAAUACACAUAUCAAAGAUUUUGAUAUAAUUCGUUGGGUUGUACGUUUUCCAUUUCCUAUGGUCAAUCGAGAAUAUAUUUACGUGCGACGUUGGUGGGUUCAACCUACUGAGUCUUCAAUGAGUGUCGAGAAGUCACUUACAACUCCUAAAGAUAGUCCUCCAGAAUCGAUUAUUUUAUCUCAAACCAGUAUACCUAAGAACAACACAUCUACUAGACGCUAUGCCUAUGUAAUUUCUCGAUGUUCGGCAGAUUUCAAAGAAAAAUGCAUUCAGUCUUCUGAAGCUUCUUCAGUAAAGUCUUCAUGGGAAAACAUAAGGAAACGUGACCUUGUUCAAGUUUACGAAUAUCAUUCUGAGAUGUUAAUUGAAUCGCAUGGGGAUUUCAACCAAAAUGGACUUAAUUACUAUUUAAUUUAUUUUGACGAUCCAUGUCUUCCAAUUAAUGGCUCACCGAUCAAAUUAUUUUCUGUUCGAGCUAUUGAAGAAUUUAUGACAAAAUUGCAUAAAGCUGCAUUACAAUUAUGUCAUGUAGGCUUACCUGUUGGUAUUCGUCCUAUAGUAUAUGAUAACAGUAAUAAUGUUAAUCAUACUACAACAACUGUUGAUUAUUGUAAAACAAACAAAAUUGAUUCCGAUGCAGAUUUAUUGAAUACAUCAAAAUUAAUUACAACAUCGUCGUCUACUACAACAAAAAAGAAAAAACUAGUAAAUGGGAAAAAAUUGAAUUCUUAUUUCUUCACUGAUCGUCAUACUUCAGAAUCAUCAUCGACUAAUCCUACUGCUGCUACUGCUACUACUACUACUACAACUACUACUAAUUACAUGGAUUCAACUACAGCCGUAUUAUCUUAGUUUGUUCUUUUUUUGUGUGUGUGUUUACUUAUUCUAGUCUAUUUGUAGACACAUUGUUUUUCUCAAACUUGAUUAUCUAUGGAACAAGAGACAGAGAGAGAGAGAGAGAGAUAGAGAGAGUGAUGGCGAGUUUAUAUAUAUAUAUACUCUUAUGGUGACGACCUUUUUGUGUAGUGUAAUUCAACAAGAAAGACUUCCAUUUUAUCACUUAUUGAACAUACAUACAUACAUACCGGUUAGAGAAAUGGAACUUUUAUGUAUAAAACAGUUUUAUUAAUGUAUGUCAGAAGUAAAGAAAGUAUCAUGGUGUGUUGUUAUUAGAGUUAUCAAUAUCACAUUUGUAGGAACAAUAGAUGAUGGAUGAAUCGAUGUAUGUGCGCGCGCAUAGACAUCUGACAUACAAUGUCUGAUUGAUUGACUUGUCAGGAUACACUUUUAUUUUUUUGUAAAUUAUUUAUUUCUAUCACAUACACACACACACAAUGUAAUUACAAAUAUGUAUAGUGUUGUUUACACAAUUAAAGAAAUAGUUUUAGUGAUUG